Molecule: messenger RNA, 3286 nt
Organism: Onychostoma macrolepis
Lineage: Eukaryota; Metazoa; Chordata; Actinopteri; Cypriniformes; Cyprinidae
Gene: galnt6
Product: UDP-N-acetyl-alpha-D-galactosamine:polypeptide N-acetylgalactosaminyltransferase 6 (GalNAc-T6)
Cellular component (GO): Golgi apparatus
Source: RefSeq, a predicted model, not a curated record
AUCAUUUGAACGAAUGGCACCUGUUGCGUUCAAAGGGAAGCCGGGAGGCCAGUGCUGCUGGUCGCGUGAAACCAUCGCGCGCUUAGUGAACCACAUACAUCUAAAACGCGAGGUUACAGAGUAACAAUAUCCGUCCAUCGACUCACAGCUCAAACAAACGGUGCCGCGUUAGACAAGGAACCGCGUAUCUGUCUAGAUAAUCUGCUUCUGGGAGAAGCACAUGAUUGACUGAAAUAAUUACAGUGGGAGUGUGCGGUGAGCCACCUGCUGCCACGUGGAUCCAGCAGGGCGAAGGAAGGAUCAGGUGCAGAGGGUGUUUGUUGUCAGUUUGAUGAUCAAGAUUGGCCAACAGAAUGCGUCUGAGACGUCGUCUCUCCCCCCUGAAGCUUACUGUUCUGGGUGGCACACUUUUUAUGGUCAUUCUGGUGGUGCUCCAGAGGGAUGUUGGCAGCGGCUCGCUUCAGGACCCCUGGCUACAAGAUCUCUCUAACAAAAAGGAGAGGGUGUUCGAGAUGGUCCGCGGGGCUGUCAAUAACUUUGCCUUCCAGAUCGGAGCCCCACAGCCCCCAUCGGUGGGAGUGGUGCCCACCCCGGACCAAAACUGCCCCCCGGGUUUCUACACUCAGGUGGAUCUCAAACCGUGGAUUGAGAGACCUCCUCAGGACCCUCAAGCACUGGGAGCCAAUGGCUUAGCCUUCCAGAAAGCCAACAUGACUGCGGAGGAGGAGAAGGAAAAGCAGGAGGGCAUGACCAGGCACUGCUUUAACCAGUUUGCCAGCGACCGAAUCUCUUUGCACCGCAGUCUUGGAGAUGACACCCGUCCACCCGAGUGUGUUGAGCGGAAGUUUCGCCGAUGUCCUCCACUCCCCACCACGAGUGUGAUCAUUGUGUUUCAUAACGAGGCAUGGUCAACACUUCUGCGCACCGUGUACAGUGUGCUGCACACCUCCCCGGCGGCCUUCCUCAAAGAAAUCAUACUGGUGGAUGACGCCAGCAUGGCAGAACACCUCCAUGAGAAGCUGGAUGAGUAUGUGAAGUCACUGAAGAUCGUGAAGGUAGUGCGUCAGCCGGAGAGGAAGGGCCUCAUCACCGCGAGGCUUCUCGGAGCCAGUAAAGCUCAGGGAGAAAUCCUUACCUUCCUAGAUGCUCACUGUGAGUGUUUCCAUGGCUGGCUCGAGCCUCUCCUUGCUCGCGUUGUUGAGGAGCCCACUGCUGUGGUGAGCCCCGAAAUCACAACCAUUGAUUUAAACACUUUCCAGUUCCACAAGCCUGUGGCGUCUGCUCGUGCCCAUAACAGGGGCAGCUUUGACUGGAGUCUCACAUUUGGCUGGGAGGCCAUUCCAGAUUACGAGAACGCUAAACGCAAAGAUGAGACGUACCCAGUAAAAACUCCAACAUUUGCCGGUGGUUUGUUCUCUAUAUCUAAGGCCUAUUUUGAGAAAAUUGGGACCUACGAUGAUAAAAUGGAGAUAUGGGGUGGAGAAAACAUCGAGAUGUCUUUCAGGGUGUGGCAGUGUGGCGGACAGUUGGAGAAUCCCUGCUCCGUCGUGGGUCAUGUGUUCCGCACCAAGAGUCCUCACACCUUCCCCAAAGGUACAGAGGUCAUUACACGUAACCAGGUGCGCUUGGCUGAGGUGUGGAUGGAUGACUACAAGCUGAUUUACUAUCGCCGCAGCCAAAGUGCAGCUAAAAUGGCAAGAUGGAAAAACUACGGUGAUCUAUCUGACCGUUUGAAACUCAGAGAAACCUUACAAUGCAAGAACUUUUCUUGGUACCUAACCAAUGUCUACCCAGAAGCCUUUGUCCCUGAUCUCACCCCUGUCAAGUUUGGAGCUCUCAAGAAUAGGGGAUCACAGCAAUGUCUGGAUGUUGGAGAAAGUAACAAUGGGGGAAAGCCUGUGAUUAUGUAUGUAUGUCACAACAUGGGCGGCAAUCAGUACUUUGAAUAUACAUCACAUAAGGAGCUGAGGCAUAACAUAGGGAAACAGCUCUGCCUACACGCGUCUCCUUACCCAGAGCCAGUGAAGAUUGAGCUCUGUACGCUGAAGGGCAAAGGCAGCAGUUUGACUCCGGAACAAGAAUGGGUGUUCGCAGAAGAGGACCUGCUGAAAAAUCCGUCCUCUGGAAAGUGCCUCCAUAAAAAAGGAGACAAGAUAUUAAUGAGCCCCUGCAAUCCAGCAGACCAUCACCAGCAGUGGACUUUCAGUUGACCUCACACUCCAGUCGAGGAGCAAGGACGUUCACUCCCAUAAGACCCACGAGGGAGGACCAGCAGCUACAGCUCAGGCUGACAAACUCACUGUAGGCCUGAGCGGAUGCACUGGGAGUUUAUUGGAUAGUUCAUAUCCAUAAGCUCCUGAAGACAUUAUGAUCAGACUGGGGUCAGGAUGCUCAGGGAAAACAGUGGAGAUCAUGCACAUCAACCCACUGGAGCAUUACAGCGUGAACAAUCCAGCAGCUAGAUUGUUUACUUGAUGCAAUUUAUUGCCUUAUUGAUGAUGUUUACUGCUGCUUUAAAAUGGUGUAGGUUUUAUUUAUUUUUAAAGAAAUGGAAAACUAAAUAUUUUUGGAACAUUGUUAGUGUUAAGGCCAAUGAACGGCCGGCCUUGCCAACUAUACAUGUGAUGUUUGUAUGAUCCUAAUCAUUUGCACAUGCUGCAGGGGAUGAGGGUUUUCUUCAGCUCUAGUAAACUGUCACAAGACGGUAGUUUCAGAUCCUUCUCUUGUGUUUUUGAAGCCGUCAGUAUGUAUAAAGCAACAUGUGACUUGCAUUCCUUGAUUGUUUCAGUGUGCUGAGGUCUUUUGGGGGAAAUCAUGCUCUAAUGUGUACAUGUAAUUAACGGUUUCAUCCUCUUCACCUCUACAUUAUUAUUCUUUAUGAAUUUUGACUGCACAGAUUUAUUCUUUAAUAAUUGGAAAUUUCAAAUAUUUGAUGAUUUUCAUGUAUAAAAAAUACACACUUGUAUUGUUUUUCAAAACGCAUUCUGUUCUGGUUGUUAACGGUUUAAAAAAUGUGUUUAAAAAUUAUUCAGCAGUUUAUGAUUCUUAAGGUCCACUGUCCUGCGGUAUUUAUCUCCAACACUAAUCAAGCACACCUGCUUGUAAUCUCAAAGACCUGAUUAGCUUGUUCAGGUGUGUUUUACUGGGUUUGGAGCUAAACUCCUACAGGAGCAGAAUUGAAGAGCUAGUUACUGCUGUUAUCAUCACAAUGAAAUUGUGAUAACUUGAUAUUGACCACUAUUGUGAUCCGCAAAAGAAAUAAAGCAUCAAAAAGCUUCCAAACUUU